Messenger RNA from Hipposideros armiger (great roundleaf bat), 7033 nucleotides. RefSeq names its product bromodomain containing 4 (gene BRD4). Bases 370 to 4308 code for a protein of 1312 amino acids. The record is from RefSeq and is a predicted model, not a curated record. Gene Ontology annotation, biological process: regulation of DNA-templated transcription; chromatin remodeling. The transcript has 21 exons. NCBI's taxonomy places the organism in Eukaryota, Metazoa, Chordata, Mammalia, Chiroptera, Hipposideridae. Gene Ontology annotation, cellular component: nucleus; chromatin.
GAGCUCGCUCACUCGCGCCGGGCGCAAUCUAGGGGGCGCGCACGCCGGGCGGCGGCAGCGGCGGCGGCGGCGACGCGGAGCCGCGCGCGCAGCGUGCGCGGUGACGUCAGUGCGCUGGUGGCGGCGGCGGCAGGGCUGUUUGUUCUGCUCUCCCGCAGCAGAGUAGCCGAAGCGGUGGCGGCGGCGGCUGCCGGCGGUGCCCGCGGGUAAACGGGGCCUGUUAGCGCGGCGGAGCGGUGGGCGCGGCGGGCGGGCCCCGGCGCCACACAGCAGCCCAAGAAGGAGGCAGCAGCGGCGUGCGGCCGGCGGGGGCGGCGUGCGGCCUAACGUCUCAGAGUGCCCGGUGAAGAAUGUGAUGGGAUCAGUAGAAUGUCUGCGGAGAGCGGCCCUGGGACAAGAUUGAGAAAUCUGCCCGUAAUGGGGGAUGGACUAGAAACUACCCAAAUGUCUACAACGCAGGCCCAGGCCCAACCCCAGCAAGCCAACGCAGCCAGCACCAAUCCCCCACCCCCGGAGACCUCAAAUCCCAACAAGCCCAAGAGGCAGACCAACCAACUGCAAUAUCUGCUCAAAGUGGUGCUCAAGACACUAUGGAAACACCAGUUUGCAUGGCCUUUCCAGCAGCCUGUGGAUGCCGUCAAGCUAAACCUCCCUGAUUACUAUAAGAUCAUUAAAACACCUAUGGAUAUGGGAACAAUAAAGAAGCGCUUGGAAAACAACUAUUACUGGAAUGCUCAGGAAUGUAUCCAGGACUUCAACACUAUGUUUACAAAUUGUUACAUCUACAACAAGCCUGGAGAUGACAUAGUCUUAAUGGCAGAAGCUCUGGAGAAGCUCUUCUUGCAAAAAAUCAACGAACUGCCCACAGAAGAAACGGAGAUCAUUAUAGUCCAAGCAAAAGGAAGAGGACGUGGGAGGAAAGAAGCAGGGACAGCAAAACCUGGUGUCUCUACGGUACCAAACACAACACAAGCAUCGACUCCUCCACAGACCCAGACCUCUCAGCAGAACCCACCGCCUGUGCAGACCACACCUCACCCCUUUCCCACCGUCACCCCAGACCUCAUCGUCCAGACCUCCGUCGUGACAGUGGUGCCUCCCCAGCCACUGCAGACACCCCCGCCGGUGCCUCCCCAGCCACCGCCGCCACCCACGCCAGCCCCCCAACCCGUGCAGAGCCACCCUCCCAUCAUUGCAGCCACCCCACAGCCUGUGAAGACAAAGAAGGGUGUUAAGAGGAAAGCGGAUACCACCACCCCCACCACCAUCGACCCCAUUCACGAGCCACCCUCGCUGCCCCCAGAGCCCAAGACCACCAAGCUGGGCCCCCGGCGGGAGAGCAGCCGGCCUGUGAAGCCCCCAAAGAAGGAUGCACCUGACUCGCAGCAGCACCCGGCGCCAGACAAGAGCAGCAAGGUCUCAGAGCAGCUCAAGUGCUGCAGCGGCAUCCUCAAGGAGAUGUUUGCCAAGAAGCACGCAGCCUAUGCCUGGCCCUUCUAUAAGCCCGUGGAUGUGGAGGCGCUGGGCCUGCACGACUACUGUGACAUCAUCAAGCACCCCAUGGACAUGAGCACAAUCAAGUCUAAACUGGAGGCUCGUGAGUACCGUGAUGCUCAGGAAUUUGGUGCUGAUGUCCGGUUGAUGUUCUCCAACUGCUACAAGUACAACCCUCCUGAUCAUGAGGUGGUGGCCAUGGCCCGCAAGCUCCAGGAUGUAUUCGAGAUGCGCUUUGCCAAGAUGCCAGAUGAGCCUGAGGAGCCUGUGGUGCCUGUGUCCUCCCCUGCGGUGCCACCCCCCACCAAGGUUGUGGCCCCGCCCUCAUCCAGUGACAGCAGCAGCGAUAGCUCCUCGGACAGUGACAGCUCAACUGAUGACUCUGAGGAGGAGCGAGCCCAGCGGCUGGCGGAGCUCCAGGAGCAGCUCAAAGCCGUGCACGAGCAGCUUGCAGCCCUCUCGCAGCCCCAGCAGAACAAACCAAAGAAAAAAGAGAAAGACAAGAAGGAGAAGAAAAAAGAAAAGCACAAAAAGAAAGAGGAAGUAGAAGAGAAUAAGAAAAGCAAAGCCAAGGAACUUCCUCCCAAAAAGACCAAGAAAAACAACAGCAGCAACAGCAACACAAGCAAGAAGGAGCCGGCACCCAUGAAAAGCAAGCCCCCUCCAGCGUAUGAGUCAGAGGAGGAGGACAAGUGCAAACCUAUGUCAUACGAGGAGAAGCGCCAGCUCAGCCUGGACAUCAACAAGCUCCCAGGAGAGAAGCUGGGCCGAGUGGUGCACAUCAUCCAGUCACGGGAGCCCUCGCUCAAGAACUCCAACCCCGAUGAGAUUGAGAUUGACUUCGAGACCCUGAAGCCAUCCACCCUGAGAGAACUGGAGCGCUACGUCACCUCCUGUUUGCGGAAGAAACGAAAACCUCAAGCUGAGAAAGUGGAUGUGAUUGCUGGCUCCUCGAAGAUGAAGGGCUUCUCAUCCUCAGAGUCAGAGAGCACCAGUGAGUCCAGCUCCUCUGACAGCGAAGACUCCGAAACAGAGAUGGCUCCGAAGUCAAAAAAGAAGGGGCACCCUGGGAGGGAGCAGAAAAAGCACCAUCAUCACCACCAUCAGCAGCUGCAGCAGGCCCCAGGCCCUGGGCCCCAGCAGCCCCCACCACCUCCCCAGCAGCCUCCACCACCCCCACCUCCCCAGCAGCAGCCGCCGCCCCCACCACCCCCACCUUCCAUGCCGCAGCAGGCUGCUCCUGCAAUGAAGUCGUCGCCCCCACCCUUCAUCGCUGCCCAGGUCCCUGUCCUGGAGCCCCAGCUCCCAGGCAGCGUCUUUGACCCCAUUGGCCACUUCACCCAACCCAUCCUGCACCUGCCGCAGCCCGAGCUGCCCCCUCACCUGCCCCAGCCGCCCGAGCACAGCACUCCACCUCAUCUCAACCAGCACUCGGUGGUCUCUCCUCCAGCUUUGCACAACGCUCUGCCCCAGCAGCCAUCGCGGCCGAGCAACCGAGCUGCUGCCCUGCCCCCCAAGCCUGCCCGACCCCCGGCAGUGUCACCCGCCCUGGCCCAGCCCCCCCUGCUCCCACAGCCCCCCAUGGCCCAGCCACCCCAAGUGCUGCUGCAGGAGGACGAAGAACCACCCGCCCCGCCCCUCACCUCCAUGCAGAUGCAGCUCUACCUGCAACAGCUGCAGAAGGUGCAGCCCCCCACACCUCUACUUCCUUCCGUGAAGGUGCAGUCCCAGCCUCCUCCCCCCCUGCCACCUCCACCCCACCCCUCCGUGCAGCAGCAGCUACAGCAGCCUCGACAGCAGCCACCCCCGCCCCAGCCUGCGAAGCCUCAGCAAGUCAUCCAGCACCACCCUUCACCCCGGCAUCACAAGUCGGACCCCUACUCAACUGGUCACCUCCGUGAAGCCCCCUCCCCGCUUAUGAUACAUUCCCCCCAGAUGCCACAGUUCCAGAGCCUGACCCACCAAUCGCCGCCCCAGCAAAGUGUCCAGCCGAAGAAGCAGGAGCUGCGUGCAGCCUCCGUGGUCCAGUCCCAGCCCCAGCCCCUGGUGGUGGUGAAGGAGGAAAAGAUCCACUCGCCCAUCAUCCGCAGCGAGCCCUUCAGUCCCUCGCUGCGGCCGGAGCCCCCCAAGCACCCUGAGAGCAUCAAGGCCCCCGUCCACCUGCCCCAGCGGCCUGAGAUGAAGCCCGUGGAUGUCGGGAGGCCUGUGAUCCGGCCCCCUGAGCAGAACGCACCCCCACCAGGGGCCCCGGACAAGGAUAAACAAAAACAGGAGCCGAAGACGCCAGUUGCACCUAAAAAAGACCUCAAAAUCAAGAAUAUGGGCUCCUGGGCUAGCCUGGUGCAGAAGCACCCCACCACCCCAUCCUCCACAGCCAAGUCUUCGAGCGACAGCUUCGAGCAGUUCCGCCGCGCAGCCCGGGAGAAGGAGGAACGCGAGAAGGCCCUGAAGGCGCAGGCCGAGCACGCGGAGAAGGAGAAGGAGCGGCUGCGGCAGGAGCGCAUGAGGAGCCGCGAGGAUGAGGACGCGCUAGAACAGGCCCGGCGAGCCCACGAGGAGGCACGCCGGCGCCAAGAGCAGCAGCAGCAGCAGCAGCAGCAGCAGCAGCAGCAGCAGGCAGCCGCCGUGGCCGCUGCUGCUGCAGCUGCCGCCCCCCAGGCCCAGAGUUCCCAGCCUCAGUCCAUGCUGGACCAGCAGCGGGAACUGGCCCGAAAGCGAGAGCAGGAGCGAAGGCGCCGGGAAGCAAUGGCAGCUACCAUUGACAUGAAUUUCCAGAGUGACCUGUUGUCAAUAUUUGAAGAAAAUCUUUUCUGAGAGCACCUAGGUGACUUCUGACUUUGAUUUUCUGGCAAAACGUUGACUCUCCAUAGUGUUAGGGGCGGCAGCGGAGGUGGUAGCAGCGGCCAGGGCGAGUCUCCAGGCCUGGCCCUCGUGCAUGCUACGCCGGGGCGGGCCUGACGGGCAGCUGAGGACCGCAGAGCCCAUCUGCCUUACAGCCAGCUGGACGUCCCACCACCCUCACAGGACGUCAGCUCAGAGCACGUCUCGCCACGAGCAAGUGCCGGCCAGACCCAAGCCCGCAUCCCCGCGUGCUGGCAGAGGCCCUUCUCUCCGCCAAAUGUCUACACAGUAUACACAGGACAUCGUUGCUGCCCGCCACCGUGACUGGUUUUCUGUCCCCAAGAACAUGACGUUUAUGACGUCCUGCCCGCCGGGAAUCCUUCCCCACACCCCAGCCUCUGCCGCCUGCCCCCAGGAGACCAGGGCAGACUCGAGCGAGCUGGAGGCGGGCGAGGGCACCAGCCCAUCCCCUUGUUGGCACUGACUGCCUUGAACAGAUCCCACCCCUCCCCUGCCCCCACAAGCCUUUAAUCGAGAGCCGCUCUCUGUAAGUGUUCGCUUGUGCAAAAGGGAAUAGUGCCGUGGAGGUGUGUGUGUCCAUGGCAAUCCAGAGCGAAGUGACUGUCACACGCGUGUGGGCUGGCCUCUCCCGGCGAGUGAGGCCACCAACCAAAGUCAGUUCCUUCCCACCUGUGUUUCUGGGUUUUUUUGUUUUGUUUUGUUUUGUUUUUUUCUAUAUAUAUAUUUUUUGUUGGAUUCUAUUUUAUUUUUAAUUCUCUUUUCUCCAAACACAAUGGCACUGCUUAUCUCUGAAAUGGUGUGAUCCUCUCCUCAUUGGGCGGCGGCUGCCACCGCGCUGUGGGUAGUGUGUGACCGUGGCUGUGUAUAGUGAAACAUAGUUGGCAUAUCUUUGAAGUUUGUUGGUGACUCCACCAACUGGUGUUAAAAAACUCAAAAACCCACACAAAAAAAACAAAACACAAAACACACAAAAAAACUGCUUAUAUUUUACUCAGUUUCAAAGUUUAUUAGUCUAUUUUUAAUUAUAAAACCAGAAAGCUACAUUCUCUCUCCCCCACCCCAAUUCGUUGGCUUUUUCUUUUUUUAAUGUCAAAUCUGUUUGUUUUUUAACAGGAAAAGAAGGGCCAGGGGAUGAGGCGGGCGCUUGGGGGCCACAGGCAGGGAGGGGCAGAGGCUUCCUGCACGGUGCCUACCCAUCCAGCCAGCAGCCCCUUCCCCACCUUUUUUUUUAAUUUUAUAAUUUGAGCCCCUGGUGAGGUUAUGCGUGCCAUGAGAACCCACUCUACACCACAACGCUGGUGCCUCAGUGUUGGCCAAACUCUGGAGUCAGUGACUGGUUUGACUUUCAUACGGUGAAUAUGCAUUUCGUCUGUACUGAUCAUGGAAUAAACACAUCUCUCUUUUUUAAUGCUGGCGUCUCCCUGAUAUUUCUUUGUGAACCACCUGUUGCCUAGGCUAGGCCCCGGGGUCCCCAGACCCCAGACCACAUUUGUACAAGAACUCCCACCAGGGGCCACCUAGUCCAUCUCCCGUGGUCUGUGCCAUCCCAAGCUGCAGCUGUGACAGAGAGUCCAGGUACCUGUUCUUCCCUCCUAGGCAGGUGACAGUGCUCCAGCAGAACCUGGCCAGACUCCAGACAGUAUUCUCCUUCACCCUCUUCCUUCCUUGUACCCCACUCACCAGGUGACUCAGGCCACAUCGCCCACCUUGCCUGCCUCUUCCUAACUCCUUUCAUUUAAGCUCAGGGUUAACCAGAUAUUCUUAGAUAAGUGUACAUCCCCCCCAACUUGAAUCCUCACCCCCACGCAUGUAGACGCACACGUACACAUUCCUGCCCGAGAGAGCCCACCAGGUGGCUUCCAUGCCACCCUCCCUGCCUGUGUGCCCACCCCAAAGCAAGGGCAGUACCCAGGAGCAGCCCCUAGGAUGUAAAAUGAAAGUGUCAUUUACAUGUAUGCAGAGAUGCAAACUGAAUGAAACAUUUCUAGCACUGUUUAUUAACCCAUACCCCGCUUUCUUUUUCAACCAGAAAGGUACCAUGUAUUGUCUUGUGUUUGGGAUCUGCCAAACCUGGCUAGAGUGCAGUUCAGGCAUCCAGCCAGAGCUCCCCACCCCCACCCCACGUCCCUGCCACCCCUCCACACACACACACACACAGGCACUUCCUCAUAAACCACUGUGCUGGUUCAAGUGUGACUUAAAUUUUGGUUCUUUGGGGUUUUUUUCAUCUUGUCCCAGCCCCUCAUUUUUGUUCUGUGUUCCAAAACUUGCCCAGGCCAGGUCCAACUGUUUAGCUGGAGAAAUGGUUUGUCUGCACCUUCUAAAGAGUGAACUCUGCCAUGGGCCUCUCCACACCUCCCUUAUGAGUGUUUCUCUAACUGGGUUGUAAUUAGAAUUUGGAUCUACUAUUUAAUUUCUCUGGCCAUUUCUCAGUCCCUCCCACAGUACUAGAAAUCUUAGUCCUAUACAAGAGUGAGAGGUGUGUACCAAGCCCCCAAUGUACUGUAUGCACGGAUCGCUUGGCCAAUAAUUAAUGUCAGUGAAUCUGAGACUUGUGUUAAACACUUUAGACAUUUGUAGAAGGGAAUUCGUAGACUUUUCACUUAUAUACUAAAGGUUUUUUUUUUUGUGCAGUUCUCAUUGCAAAAAUAAACAUUUGUACUGAAUAUAAAAAUUA